UUUCCAGCAAUUAAGUUUAACUUUAAUAACUAAUACAUGAAAGAACUGUUCAUAGAGUAAAUACACAUAAUAUUAAUUAUUAUAAUAAAUUAUCAGGAUGUUUUUAUUGUGAAGGGGUUGUGAUGGAGGUGGAGCAGAUCCGCAGAUAAUCAAACACUGUUGAAAGGACCAAACAUUCACACACUCCUGACGAACCUCACACACCAGAACGAACACUGAUGCUCUCUAGUGCCCCCUGUCUGAGUGGCAGAUAGUGCACCAUGAGAAGAAGCCAGUCACUGCUGCUGUUGUUCAUAUCACUGCUGACCUCUGAGGUGUAUUACUGUAGCGAUGUGGUAAUCGCUGCGAGGAUGCCAGCAGAGGACGAGACAGAAAUCCAGGCAUCCCCUACUGAUCUGAGUGUGACACGUGAGCAGAUCCUGUCUGCCCAGUUUGAGUGUUACCUCAAAAUCAUAUACGACCCUCCACGUUCUGAAGCAGGCCCAUACUGUAAUCGCACGUGGGAUGGUUGGCUCUGUUGGGGAGACUCUGCACCUGGAACCGCUGUUCAGCUCUGCCCCUCCUACUUCCAGGACUUUGAUCCAUCCGAGAAAGUGACCAAAGUGUGUAACUCCAACGGUCAGUGGUUCCGUCACCCAGAAAGUAACAGACUGUGGUCCAACUACACCGAGUGUUCGGCUUACACCAAACAGAAACUCGAGCUUACUUUUGUGAUGUACUAUCUGGCUGUGGUGGGACACAUCCUCUCCAUCAUAUCACUUCUGAUUUCCAUAUUUAUCUUCUGCUACUUCAAGUGUUUGAGUUGCCAGCGUAUCACUCUUCAUAAAAACAUGUUCACGUCAUUCAUCCUGAAUUCAGUCGCCACCAUCGCCCUGCUUAACCAACAGCAGGUGAAACCUGAUUCUUCUCAGAUUGGCUGUAAAUUCCUGAUGAGUUUAAUCCAAUACACAUCAUGCUCUACUUAUUUCUGGAUGCUGUGUGAGGGAAUCUACCUGCACACGCUCAUCAUAGUGGCGGUGUUUGUGGGGAAACAGCAGCUUGGGUGGUACUACAUCCUUGGAUGGGGUUUUCCUGUGAUUCCUGCUGUUAUGCACGCUGUGGCGCGACUGCUCUUCCACGAUGACAACUGUUGGGUGAUUAACUCAAAACUGUUGUAUAUUACACACGGUCCGAUCCACGUCGCUCUGCUGGUGAAUCUGUUCUUCCUCUUGAACAUCGUGCGGGUGUUGAUCACUAAACUGCGGGUCACUCACCAGACUGAGACAAACGUCUACAUGAAAGCGGUGCGUGCCACCAUCAUCCUGGUACCUCUUCUGGGAGCGCAGUUCAUCCUGGUGCCACUUCAGCCCAACGGACGCAUUGCAUUUGCCGUCUACGAGUUAUUCAUGAACAUCUUGUCACAUUUUCAGGGUCUCCUGGUGGCCAUUAUCUUCUGUUUCUGCAAUAGAGAGGUGCAGUCAGCGCUCAGGCGUAAGUUCGCGCUGUAUCGCUGUCAGUGGAGACAGCGCCACCUGGUGAAGAACGAUACACACUGCAACUAUCACACAAACUCCUCCAUCACAGAAACGAGCCGCGUAACUUUCAGUCUUGACCACAUCCCAUGCAACGCAAGUAAUGAGAAGACGCACACUGCCAUGUAUGCGCUCAACGGCAAGAGCAACGGCAAACGCUACUCGAACGGAGAACCCGAGAAAAGCAUAAUUUCAGAGUCGUCUGAAAUCUGAUCAUCCAUCAAGUAGAAGAAAUUCUGUUUACACAACAGUGCUGUUGAUAAAGUUCCUGUUUUGAUGUUCUGAAUGUAAAAACACACAUAAAACCAUCUAGAGACUGUGGCGCUGUUUACACCUGAUAUUAAAAUCCAUCUCAGGUGAUCAGAUCACAAGUCAUUAAAAAAAGUGAUCCAAAGCGUUCCGUAAUCCGAUCACUCGAACCACUUUUCACGUUGGCCAGCUGUCAGACUGCUUGUUAAGUUAGCGAUAUGUUAGCAUCAUUCAAUCAUGCUAAACUUCUGGCAGAUUUAAGUUUAAGUGUAAAUUCAAGGAAUUAAUAUGAAAAUACCAAUAAAUAUUUCCACAUUGUAACUUUUCCUAAAUUGUAUGUUUAACAUGUUACAUUGUAACAUUAGCUGUUAGACAAGCACUUGCAUUUUCCACUGAAUGUUAAGAGGUGUUUUUAUGAUUUUGUUUGAUGUUAUAAUGUUUUAUUAAAGGUUUUAUGGCAAUUGGAAAACAUUCCAUAUUGAUGUUCAUAAAUGUGAUCUCACUCUUUGUGUAUUGUACACAAUGAAACUCAAUAAAAGUACUUGCACUGAGGGA
Myxocyprinus asiaticus (Chinese sucker) is the source of this 2315-nucleotide messenger RNA. Its product is annotated as calcitonin gene-related peptide type 1 receptor-like. The transcript is spliced from 13 exons. Bases 261 to 1724 code for a protein of 487 amino acids. Gene Ontology annotation, biological process: angiogenesis; cell surface receptor signaling pathway; adenylate cyclase-activating G protein-coupled receptor signaling pathway. The record is from RefSeq and is a predicted model, not a curated record. Gene Ontology annotation, cellular component: plasma membrane. Gene Ontology annotation, molecular function: adrenomedullin receptor activity; calcitonin gene-related peptide receptor activity; calcitonin receptor activity. NCBI's taxonomy places the organism in Eukaryota, Metazoa, Chordata, Actinopteri, Cypriniformes, Catostomidae.